Aethalodelphis obliquidens (Pacific white-sided dolphin) is the source of this 5185-nucleotide messenger RNA. RefSeq names its product collagen type IV alpha 4 chain (gene COL4A4). Lineage: Eukaryota; Metazoa; Chordata; Mammalia; Artiodactyla; Delphinidae. Gene Ontology annotation, cellular component: collagen trimer. Gene Ontology annotation, molecular function: extracellular matrix structural constituent. The transcript has 47 exons. The coding region runs from base 103 to 5163 and encodes 1686 amino acids. The record is from RefSeq and is a predicted model, not a curated record.
CCAGGACAUAGAACCUCACUUGUAGAUGAGAGUCUUCUGGAAGAGAAGAGUGGCAGAAUUUUUUUUAAGUACCAAGAUUUGACUAUGAAGUAAUUCGUGCACAUGGCAUUGGUAAGGCGCUCUUUCAGGUGGAUCAAGCCCUUGGCCACAGAUUCCUGGUUGCUCGUACUUAUUCUCUUUUCUGUACAACAUGCGUACGGGGGUGGAAAGAAGUUUAUUGGUCCCUGCGGGGGAAGAGAUUGCUCUCUUUGCCAGUGCUUUCCUGAAAAGGGGUCUCGGGGUCAACCAGGACCACCAGGGCCACAGGGUCCUAUUGGACCCCUGGGGCCACCAGGACCCAUUGGAAUUCCAGGAGAGAAAGGGAUGAGAGGUGACAGUGGCCUUCCUGGAGCAGCAGGUGACAAGGGUGAUAAGGGUCCAACCGGUGUUCCUGGAUUCCCAGGUUUGGAUGGGAUACCUGGGCACCCAGGGCCUCCUGGAUCCAGAGGCAAAUCUGGCAUAGAUGGCUACAAUGGCUCAAGAGGUGCUCCAGGCUUUCCAGGAGAAAGAGGAGCUCCUGGCCCACAAGGCUCCCCAGGCCUUCUUGGGAAAAAAGGAGAAAAAGGAAAUUCAGUGUUCAUUUUAGAUGUCAUUAAAGGUAUUCAGGGUGACAGAGGGGACCCAGGACCUCCCGGCUUACCAGGCUCAAGGGGAGUGAGAGGACCAGCAGGCCCAGUGGGAUAUCCAGGAGAGCCGGGGUUGGCAGGACCUCCAGGCCCUCCUGGGAGUCCAGGUUUGAAGGGUAAUCCUGGCGUGGGAGUAAAGGGGCAAAUGGGAGACCCGGGUGAGGUUGGCCAGCAGGGUUCUCCAGGACCCACCCUUCUGGUGCAGCCACCUGAUUCUGGUCUCUAUAAAGGAGCAAAGGGUAUUAAAGGAAUGCCUGGAAUCAUUGGACCUCCCGGACCACCAGGACCCAAGGGGGAGCCCGGUAUUGGGACAAAAGGAGAGAAAGGUAUUCCUGGGUUUCCAGGACCUCGGGGGGACCCUGGCUUCUAUGGCUCUCCAGGUUUUCCAGGAUUAAAGGGGGAACCAGGAGUGUUUGGAGAUCCUGGGCCGUUUGGAUUUCUUGGUCCAAAGGGAGAUCCUGGAGACCGCGGGCACCCAGGACCACCAGGGGUUUUGGCAACUCCAGCUCUUCCACUCAAAGGGCCUCCAGGGGAUCCAGGGCACCCUGGCCGCUAUGGAGAAACGGGGGCUGUUGGACCACCUGGUCCCCCUGGUCCCCCUGGUAGACCAGGCGAAGUCUGUGCAGGCAUGAUGGGACCCCCUGGGCCACGAGGGUUUCCUGGUCAUCCAGGAUUUCCAGGGGCAGCUGGUAUUCCUGGGAGAGCUGAUUCUGCUCCAGGGAAACCAGGCGACCAGGGACCACCUGGGUUGCCUGGAGUGCCAGGGUUGCCGGGACCUCCAGGAUCAGAUGUUGUAUAUUGUAGUGCUGGGCCUCCUGGGCCACAAGGAAUAAAAGGCAAAGUGGGUCCACCAGGAAGAAGAGGCUCAAAAGGAGAAAAAGGCAACACAGGGCUCUGUGCCUGCCAGCCUGGUCCCUCAGGCCCACCCGGCCCUCCAGGACUUCCUGGGAGGCAAGGGAGUAAAGGAGACUUGGGACUCCCUGGGCGACUUGGAGAAAAAGGUUACCCAGGCCUUCCUGGUGCCAGAGGAUCUCCAGGGCCACCAGGAAAACCUGGUACCUCAGGACCACCUGGCAGCAAAGGAGAAAAAGGUGACCUGGUUGUAUCAAGAGUGAAAGGGCAUAAAGGAGAAAGAGGUCCUGAUGGGCCCCCAGGAUUUCCAGGGCAGCAGGGACAACACGGUCGAGAUGGAUAUGCUGGAGAAAAAGGGGACCCAGGACCGCUGGGAGAUCAUGAAGAUGCAGCCCCAGGUGAUAAAGGGCCUCCUGGACCACCAGGCCCCCCGGGCAGAGCAGGACCUAGGGGGCCUCCGGGACUGGGAUUUCCUGGUCCACCAGGAGAGAGAGGGCAACCAGGAGCUCCAGGCUGCCCAGGCAAGAGGGGCCCUGAUGGCUUGAAGGGUCAGAAAGGUGAUACAGUUCCUUGUAACGUAACCUACCCUGGGAGGCCAGGCCCGCCAGGUUUUGAUGGACCUCCAGGUCCAAAGGGAUUUCCAGGUCGUCGGGGAGCUCCUGGGUUGAGGUGUCUGGAUGGGGAAAAGGGUCAACGUGGCAAACCAGGAAUCUCAGAAAUACCUGGUCCACCUGGUUUUCAUGGUGAUAUGGGAGAUCCAGGUUUUGGAGGUGAAAAGGGGUCCUCCCCUGUCGGGCCCCCAGGCUCUCCAGGUUCACCUGGAGUGAAUGGUCAGAAGGGACCUCUGGGAGACUCUGCUAUUGGCUACCCAGGACCCCCAGGAAAGAGGGGUCUUUUAGGAGUACCAGGGUCAAAAGGACUCAGAGGUGAUCCUGGACGACCGGGGGCUGCAGGGCCAGCUGGCAUGCCCGGAUUCCCGGGUCUCAAAGGUCCCAAAGGGAGAGAGGGAAGUGCUGGGUUUCCAGGGAUCCCAGGUCCACCCGGCCAUUCCUGUGAAAGAGGCGCUCCAGGGAGACCAGGGCCACCAGGGCUCCCUGGAGCUCCAGGAAGUCCAGGUGCCCCAGGUUGGAAAGGACAACAAGGGGACAUGGGGCCUCCUGGGCCCGCUGGAAUGAAGGGCCUCCCCGGAGUCCCAGGACGGCCAGGGGCAGAUGGACCCCCAGGGCCCCCGGGAGUCCCAGGCCCCAGUGGGGAUGAUGCGCUACCUGGUCUUCCAGGCCCAAAGGGACCCCAGGGGCUACCCGGCUUCCUGGGUUUUCCGGGAGAGAGAGGAAAACCUGGCCCGGACGGACACCCUGGCAGAAAGGGAGAACACGGAGAACAGGGUUGGCCCGGCUCCCUGGGAGACCGAGGAGUGAAAGGUGACAAAGGAGCAAGAGGACCCCCAGGAUAUGAAGGAGAAAUGGAUGUUAUUUUGAAAAAGGGGGAAACCGGGGAACCUGGACCUCCUGGAGAUGGUGGAUUCCCAGGAGAAGAAGGUGAUAAAGGCCAUCCUGGGAUACAAGGGAAGAAAGGAGAGCCAGGAAGCUGUGGACCACCUGGAUUUCACAGAGGGGAGCCCGGGAGGAAAGGGCAGCCAGGCCUUCCUGGACCCCCAGGCCCUCCAGGCUCACCAGGGCUGAGAGGGCUCAUUGGCUUUCCGGGAUUUCCAGGUGACCAGGGUGAGCCAGGUUCUCCAGGGCCCCCUGGACUUUCAGGAAUCGAUGGUACAAGAGGACCUAAAGGAUACAAAGGGGAACCUGCAAGUCAGUUUGGCCUACCUGGUCCAAAGGGUGAGCCAGGUAGCCCUGGAUAUCCAGGACAUUUGGGAGCACCUGGAGAGCAGGGCUUGCCCGGUGUUCAAGGACCUGGAGGACCACCCGGAAGGCCAGGACCGCCUGGCUCCUCUGGACCAGCGGGGUGUCCAGGUAAUCCAGGGCUGCCUGGGCUGCAGGGACAUCCAGGAGAAAUGGGGGAUCCUGGGCCAAGAGGCCUCGUGGGGGAUCCAGGGGCACCAGGUCUUCCGGGAAUAAAAGGUCCCUCCGGGUCACCGGGCCUGAACGGCUUGCACGGUUUAAAGGGUCAGAAGGGCAGCAAAGGCGCUUCAGGUUCCCAUAAAAUGGGCCCACCUGGUCCAGUGGGAAUGCCCGGGCCAAAAGGCGAGACAGGAGACCCCGGGAGCCCAGGAAUUUCUCCUCCAGGACUUUUCGGAGACAAAGGUCCCCCAGGUCCCCCAGGGAGACCUGGACCGCCUGGUCCUGCAGGUGCCCCAGGAAGAGCUCUUAAGGGUGACAUUCCGGACCCGGGUCUGCCUGGAGAUCAGGGACCUCCUGGCCCCAAUGGUCCAAGAGGAAUACCUGGGCCUCCAGGGCCCCCUGGGAGGGUUGAACUUCUGAAAGGUGAACCAGGUGACUGUGGUCUGCCGGGGCCUCCAGGUCCCCCAGGCCCACCAGGCCCUCCAGGACGCAAAGGCUUCCCAGGAUGUGAUGGAAAAGAUGGCCAGAAAGGACCAAUGGGAUUCCCGGGGCUGCAGGGGCCACCUGGAACUCCUGGGCCACCUGGAGAGAAGGGUUUACCUGGACCUCCAGGCAGACAGGGGCCCUUGGGUCCUCCAGGUUCCAGAGGUGAACCUGGGCCCCCUGCAGACGUGGAUGCUUGCCCCCGAAUCCCGGGGCUUCCUGGGGUACCAGGCCCAAGAGGACCAGAAGGAACCAUGGGGCUCCCCGGAAUGAGAGGCCCCCCAGGACCAGGGUGCAAAGGAGAGCCCGGGCUGGAUGGCAGGAGAGGCGAGGAUGGCCUUCCAGGGUCCCCUGGGCCUCCGGGACACAAAGGUGACAUGGGAGAAGCGGGCUGCCCAGGAGUACCAGGCCCUCCUGGGCCCGUGGGGGAUCCUGGGCCCGAAGGGUUCGGCCCUGUAUACCCCAGUGGCUUCCUCCUGGUUCUCCACAGUCAGACAGAUGGAGAACCCACCUGCCCCGCGGGCAUGCCCAGGCUCUGGACCGGGUAUAGUCUGUUAUACCUGGAAGGACAGGAGAGAGCUCACAAUCAAGACCUUGGCCUGGCGGGCUCCUGCCUCCCCAUGUUCAGCACGCUGCCCUUCGCCCACUGCAACAUCCACCAAGUGUGCCAGUACGCCCGGAGGAACGACAGGUCCUAUUGGCUGGCGAGCGCCGCGCCGUUGCCUAUGACGCCGCUCUCGGAGGAGGAGAUCCGCCCGUACAUCAGCCGCUGCGCCGUGUGCGAGGCCCCCGCGCAAGCCGUGGCCGUGCACAGCCAGGACCAGUCUGUCCCGCCGUGUCCGCGGGCCUGGAGGAGCCUCUGGAUUGGGUACUCUUUCCUGAUGCACACAGGCGCUGGGGACCAAGGAGGCGGCCAGGCCCUCAUGUCACCCGGCAGCUGCCUGGAGGAUUUCAGAGCUGCACCGUUCCUUGAAUGCCAAGGACGUCAGGGAACUUGCCACUUUUUUGCAAAUGAGUAUAGCUUCUGGCUGACAACUGUGAGACCUGACUUGCAGUUUUCCUCAGCACCCUCACCGGACACCUUGAAAGAAAGCCAAGCCCAGCGCCAGAAAAUUAGCAGGUGCCAGGUCUGUGUGAAGCACAGCUAGAGAACCCGCCGCUUGUCAUCAG